Molecule: messenger RNA, 4126 nt
Organism: Ctenopharyngodon idella (grass carp)
Lineage: Eukaryota; Metazoa; Chordata; Actinopteri; Cypriniformes; Xenocyprididae
Product: macrophage mannose receptor 1-like
Exons: 9
Coding region: 334-2973 (879 amino acids)
Source: RefSeq, a predicted model, not a curated record
UUUUCACUGGUACUAUUCUCAGGUUUCUUUACCCUCACGCAGUGUGUCCCUCAGUAUGUCUUUGUGAAUGAAUCCAAGACUUGGGCAGAAGCUCAGAGAUACUGUAGGGAGAAAUACACUGAUCUGGCCACCAUUGAAAAUAGUCAACAGACGGCCCAGUUGAUUGACAAAGUGAAUGAUGAUUCCAUUGAUUUGGCUUGGAUUGGACUCCUUGAUGAUCUGAGCACUUGGAAAUGGACUCUAGAGGACAGUGGUUUCUUCAAGGAGGGAGAAAAAAACUUCAGGAACUGGUAUAACCCAGGACCAAGUGAUAAUGAAGAUGAGUGUGUGUAUAUGGUCAAAGGGAUAUGGAACAAAGCAGUCUGUGUCAAUACAUAUUCUCCUACUGUUUGCUAUGAUGGAAGAGAAAACGCCAGUGAUACUUAUGUGAUCAUUAACCAGCACAAAGACUGGACUGAAGCUCAGAGUUACUGCAGAGAACAUCACACAGACCUUGUCAGUAUCAGGAAUGAGACUGAACAACAGAAGAUUCAGUAUUUAUUACGGAAUUAUCAUGAUAACAGUGUUUGGAUUGGACUGUACAAAACUAGAUCUUGGUCAGAUCACAGCAACUCUUCAUUCAGAAUCUGGAGCAACGGACAGCCAGAUAAAGCAGGAUCCUGCGCUGUAGUCUCAUUCAGUGACUCUGGGAGAUGGACAGAUGAAAACUGCGAUUAUGCUUUUCCUUUCUUUUGCCACAGUGCAUUGGCAUCAUUCCACCAGUAUUAUUUUGUGAAUGAGUCUAAGACCUGGACUGAAGCUCAGAGAUACUGCAGACAGAAUUACACUGAUCUGGCCACCAUUGAUAACAUGGAGGAAAUGAACAGGUUGAUUAACACAGUUAAUGGGAGUUACAGUGGCUCAGCCUGGAUUGGUCUGUAUGAUGAUGUGAACAACUGGAGAUGGUCAUUGGAGGAUAAUGACUUUUAUCAGGAGGGAGAGAGAGAUUUCAGAAACUUUAUUCAUGAACCAAACAACACUGGGGGGAACCAGCUGUGUGUUUACAUGGAGAAUGGAAACUGGUUUGAUGCGCCAUGUGAUUACACACUGCCAUUUGUUUGCUACGAUGGUAGAGAGAAUGCCACAGAGACUUACAUCAGAAUCAGUGAUGAGAAAACCUGGUCAGAGGCUCGUAGAUACUGCAGAGAUCAUUACACAGAUCUCGCCAAUGUGAGAAAUCAGACAGAGAACCAGAGGAUCCUUGAGAUGGCACAGGGAUAUGCCUGGAUUGGACUGUACAGAAACAGGGUUUGGUCAAACAAUCAGAUGACCAGUUAUCAAAACUGGAGGCCGCAAAUUGAAGAGUUACAGGCGCAACCAGAUAAUGGAUAUAAACAACCUUAUGAAUAUCCAUAUCAGCACUGCACUGCAGUAUCAUUCAAAUAUUCAGGCCGAUGGAUGGAUGAGGUCUGUGAAUCCAGCAUGCCUUUCUUCUGUUACAGCAGAACCUGCACACAAUCUUCAUGUACCCGCCAGUAUCACUUUGUAUCUGAGUCUAAGACCUGGACUGAAGCUCAGAGAUACUGCAGACAGAAUUACACUGAUCUGGCCACCGUUGAUAACCUGGAGGAAAUGAAAAGACUCAUUAAAACAGUACUUGGCACUUACUAUGGCUCAGCUUGGAUCGGUCUGUAUGAAGAUCUGAACAGGUGGAAAUGGUCUCUGGAGAAUGCAACAUUAGAGAAAGGUUUUAAAAGCUGGUAUGUCCAGCAACCAGUGAACUCAGGUGGACAGAGUCUGUGUGUGUACAUGAAACAAAAAGAGGGAACAUGGAGUGAAAAGUCUUGCUACCAAUAUCCACGUCCAUUUGUUUGCUAUGAUGGAAGAGUGAAUGCUAGUAAGAGUUAUGUGCCUGUUUUCACGCCCAAAACCUGGACUGAAGCUCAGAGUUACUGCAGAGAACAUCACACAGACCUCAUCAGUAUCAGAAAUAUGACUGAAAACUACAAUAUUCAGGUAUUACUUUUAAACAAUUAUGAUGUUUGGAUUGGACUGUACAGAACCAGAUCUUGGUCAGAUCAGAGCAACUCUUCAUUCAGUAACUGGAUGACAGGACAGCCAGAUAAUGCUGGAAACAGUGAAUACUGCACUGCAGUGUCAUUUAGUGACUCUGGGAGCUGGACAGAUGAAAACUGUAAUAAUGCAUUACCUUUCAUUUGCUACAGCGCAUUAGCAUCAUCCCGGGAGUAUCACUUUGUGAAUGAGUCUAAGACCUGGACUGAAGCUCAGAGAUACUGCAGACAGAAUUACACUGAUCUGGCCACCAUUGAUAACAUGGAGGAAAUGAACAGGUCGAUUAACACAGUUAAUGGGAGUUACAACGGCUCAGCCUGGAUUGGUCUUUAUGAUGAUGUGAACAACUGGAGAUGGUCAUUGGAGGAUAAUGACUUUUAUCAGGAUGGAGAGAGAGAUUUCAGAAACUUUUAUCAUGAACCAAACAACAUUGAGGGGAAUCAGCUGUGUGUUUACAUGGAGAAUAAUGGAAACUGGUAUGAUGCGUCAUGUGAACAUUUGUACUCAUUUGUCUGUUAUGAUGGUAGAGAAAAUGCCUCUCAGAAGUAUGUUUUGGUAUUUGAGAGAAGGACCUGGCCUGAAGCUCAGAGAUACUGCAGAGAGAUGUACACAGACCUGGCCAGCGUGAGAGAUGAGACAGAGCGCCAACAGAUACUGAGCAUUAUACGUGGUGGUUAUACUGUAUGGAUUGGUCUGCAUAGAAACAGACUGUGGUCAGAUCAGAGCAGCUCUUCCUUCACAUAUUGGCUGCCAUAUACUCAACAUUAUGCUGCACAACCAGAUAAUGGUGAAUAUGUCCCAGGAGAGCACGGAUAUCAACACUGCACAGCUGUGUCUAUAAAAUACUUAGGCCAGUGGACAGAUGAAAGAUGCGUUGCCAGUUUGCCUUUCUUCUGUUACAGUGGUGAGCAAAUUCUAUAAAAUACACCUUCUAUAAUGAAAUAAAAGAAUAAACAUCAGACUAUUACACAAGAAGAUUUGGAUGUAUAUGUGGAUUCUGUAAAAUGAAAAAAUCUUAUCAAAAGUGUAACAUGCUAAAGAUUUGCUAAUGCUAGUCUUCUGUUUUCUUUUUGGUGAACAUGAUGACCAUCAUAUCAACACCUUUUCAGAUAAGUAUGGUAUGUUUGUGUAGAUAUGUGAUCCGUUUGUUUCUUUUGUUAUCAAUAAUCUCAAAACAUAAUGUUAAUUGUCAAACUUUAGUACAUACGUGUAUGAAUUAUGACACCUGAAAUGUUUUGUAUUUUUUAUUUAUUGAUCAGUGAUGGGAAUCCGAGUAAAAGUUACAAGUCUAGAAAAUUUGUCAAAGUCUCAGAUUGAAGCGCUUGUCAUUAUACAGGUAAGUAACUCAACAGUCACAAUCAUUAAUUUGCCAACAGCAAUGAAAAUUGAUCCUUUUUUUUUACAUAAACAUUGUAUUAUAUGCAGUAUAUUAUUCAGUUGAUUGAUACUACAUAUAACUUUCUAUAUAUAAACUUCCUAUAAAAGGGCAACAGUGCAAUAAAUACUUUAAAAAUGUAAUAAAUUAAUGAUAAUUAAAUGAUAUGACUGAAUAACAUGAACAUGGUUUGUCAUAAAACUCUUAUAUUUUCAGUUAAAAGAAGAGCUGAUAAAACUCGGACUUCCCAACAACAUCACCACGCGUUUGAGAGACUAUCGUAUGAUCAAUCCCUGAUGUAGGAGGAAAGCGUUUUGCAGUUUCUAAUAAUACACUUGUGGGCUCAAUACUUAAUACUUAAAACUUAAUCAAGCAUUAUACUAUAAUCUAUAAAGACUUUUACAAAUGAAUGAUCCAGAUUUUGUUUUUCCAAUAUGUUAUGUCAUUGACAUGUGUUGUUUAACGGACCAAGUAAAUCAGUGAAGGGGGUUAUAUAAAAAUACUAACAAUGAAUGUAGCUUGAUUUUCAUUGUCAGAAUGAUGGAAAAUUAUAACAUACAGUACAGAACAAUGUACUCGUUAUGCUGAUUUUUUACAUUAAUGUGAUAUGAUUUAAAUAUGAUCUAUGUAAGAUGAUGAUUUUGUUAAGUUUUGCAUAAUAUGGUACUAAAUGUGUCAGUAAAGUUACUUAAAGUUUGA